ACCAAACGUCCCACGCGACUUAGAGAUCAUCAACUGCAGGUGUGGUCCCCUUAAACGUUCUUACCGCCGCCAAUCGGACAGGUCACACCUGCGUCGUCCAGGUCGUCUGGGUAGUCUCACCCUAGUUUUCCCAUGAUUUCUCCUCGACUUUUCCAUGUUUUCUCAUGAUCUUCCAUCCCAAAUUCCUAACAAGUCGAGACCGCCCACCUACCUGGAAUAAAAUUGCAGGACCCUGCCUCACUCUACGUGUAGCCUCUACUCGUCAAUGAUUUUGGCCCCUCCGUUGUCCCUCAUUCUUGAAACCAAACAUACGUAGCAUACAUAUCACCAAUUCCUACACAUCCGAAGACGCAGCAACACCUACGCAGCAAGACGCAGUCAUCCGAUACAUCUAUACAUUACCUACUUUGCACUUUACAUCACCUAUAUUUAACACACCCUUCGUCCCGAGACAAGAGCGGGUGCCAUCUUGUCUCUGCUUACGACAUCGACUGAACGGUGUGUCUUGCAGAUCAAGGCUGGAACAUCAUUGUGCAACUUGAUCGUGUGUUAUUUAAGAACUCCCGCUGGGACUACCCCCCAGUAGGGCAGCUUUCGUCAUACAUCCCCAUCCCCAUCGCUCUUCGUAUCCGUACCAAGUCUCAAUAUGGCGUUCCAACAACCUGCGCGCCAGGCUACUCAACGAGUCUUUCGACCUACACCGGAAGAUGAAGAGUCCCCCCAUAUUCCCCAACCUACCCCUCAGCCUGUCGAAGACUCACAGACCUGGGUUCUCUUCUCACCUGCAACCGAUGCCGCCACCUCGACCUCUUAUUUAACCUCAACUCACAAGACCAAUACUACCCCGGGCCGGUCGCGGGUAAGUGAAAUUGGAAGUUUUGGCACAGUUGCGCCGUCAGAUGCUAGCGCCGACCGACAACAAUCUGCGAGCCUCGUCGAUGCGGCAGAGGGAGACGAUGAAGAUGAUGCCGAGCUAGACAGUUUGGAUAGCCAUCUCGCCGAAUUCCGCUCCACGCCUAUUUUCUACGGCCCGUCGCAUGGCCUUCCCUUUGCGACACCAGUUGUUCCUGCCCAUGAUGGCCUUGGUUCGUUUCGAUUGGACCAGGAAGGCAUGGGUGCCGACAUACAAGAUCGACUCUACGCAUUCGAAUCUUACAACCCUCGCCGAGUGAGGAGACGGGAAAGCCUAGAUUUAGCUCAGGUUGAACUCGAUAAUGAACGGGUCCAGGAAUUGGACAAACGACAGAGGAUAGAAAAUUGGCGAUUAGAGCAAAGCCGUUGUCUCCUAGAGGAGAUCCAAAAAGAAACCCGUAGAAGACGACGUUCUCUCGCCAGCACAGUUCCUAACCCGAUAGAAGAGAAGGCUGAAGAUAUCGCCUCGUUAAGUGGAGUAGGUGAUAUGUCAAAGGAUGAACCUGAUCAAUCUCAAACUUGGCACGACCACGACGAAAAUGAGCUAGAAGGAGAGAGUAUCUGGGGACGUAUUACCCGAAAGGUUAUCCGUGACCUUAUGGGAAUUGACGACAAGUUACUCUCUGUAUUAUUCGGCGAAGAACUACCUGAGGAAGAGGAUUUAUCCUCAACGCCGAAGGUGUCGACAGUUCCUCCAUCGCAGCACGCGGAUGCUGUCAUGGAGGACGCAGCCGAUUCUGGGUGGCAGCUUAAGAUGUUGGAACGAGUAGCUAAGGAGCUCGGCUCACUUAUACAUCGCCUUUCCGAGCAUCCUGGGGCUUUCUCAACCUUUAGUCGAGUGCAACAGAUGCCCAUUCCGUAUGCUGGUCUACCCUCUAUACCUGAGGGUGUAAAUGAUACUUCAGCAAGUGCAAAGCCAAACGAGUCCCAUUUCACCAUACCCGAAUUCCAACCAACGAUACGUACACAACCCCAACUCAAAGCACUUGAUGUCCCCAAUAUCACCCACCCAGUCAAAUCUGGUCAAACGAACCUACACGCACAGCUAGAGAAUCCCGGGGACGAUUUUACGCAGGAUGAGUGGGAACAAGAGCUUGAUGUUAGGCUUGUAUUCCGGUACCUUCGGUCGCGCUUUAUGUCACUAUCUAGUAGCGGCAGUGGGGCGCCUGGUAAUGCUAGUCUCGCCUCAUCUAGCAUGCAAGAUGCGGCUGCUAAGGCGGCACGAGUGCGACAACACCACCCGCUAAUGUCAAGACCGCGCACCACGGAAAGGCGUAGAUCUAAGGGGACUGUGCCUUCGAGUCCCGUAUUAUUUAAACACGCCUCUAGCUGCGCUAGCCAGAGCACGCGAAGGUCAGUAAGAAAGAGCAGUUGCUCAUCUUCGCGCCAUUAUUGGGAUAUUGGUGGUUCUGUCGGAACCGGAUCGAUUAUUGCCGCAGCGACUGGUCCUAUGGGAAGUUGGGGCGAGGUUUAAUGUGACGAGAUAAAGGGCGGUCUAGUCCAAAUGAGAAACGACGCGACGGGGUGUAUGAUUACUAGGCGUACGGUGUCUGGCAUAUUCUGGGACAUUUAACAAGGCGAUUUGAAUCGGACCAACUCAUCUGCAUACCAUACAUUUCAUAUAUCACAUCUACAUAUACCACUAUACCAAUCUCCUUAGAAAUAAAAAUAGGCCGAUUCUUCAUAGCUUGCUCAAAAUUCCGUGCUUCCAUUGGCCAAUCAGAUAUUGUAAUUGAG
Messenger RNA from Annulohypoxylon maeteangense, 2649 nucleotides. RefSeq lists its product as uncharacterized. NCBI's taxonomy places the organism in Eukaryota, Fungi, Ascomycota, Sordariomycetes, Xylariales, Hypoxylaceae. Bases 647 to 2386 code for a protein of 579 amino acids. The record is from RefSeq and is a predicted model, not a curated record. The transcript has a single exon.